This is a messenger RNA of Lactuca virosa, 1443 nucleotides long. The record is from the annotation of a GenBank genome assembly. NCBI's taxonomy places the organism in Eukaryota, Viridiplantae, Streptophyta, Magnoliopsida, Asterales, Asteraceae.
AUGGAGAACUACUCUUACAAUUCCUACCCGGAGUCCGGCGGAUCCUCGCCGAGAUCGCGUGAAGUCGACUUCGAGAAUCCACCACCAUGGGAAGAUCAGUCGACGGGGAACAAUAGCAACAACAGCAACUACAAAGUCAAGUUUAUGUGUAGUUACGGUGGUAAAAUCCACCCAAGGCCUCAUGAUAACCAGCUGGCUUACAUCGGCGGCGAGACUAAGAUAUUAGCCGUCGAUCGUUCCAUUAAGUUCACUGCUCUUAUCGCGAAGUUAGUAGCGUUGUGUGAUGCUGAUGUUUGUUUCAAGUAUCAGUUACCUGGAGAAGAUCUGGAUGCUUUGAUUUCCGUCACCAACGACGACGAUCUCGACCACAUGAUGAUUGAGUACGAUCGGUUGAACAGAGCUUCACCAAAGCCGGCGAGAUUGAGGCUGUUUUUGUUUCCUGUAACUACUCAAACUCCGUCAAUAACUCCAGCUCAUAGUUUUGGCUCCACCGAGGGAAGAUCAGAGCGAGACCGGUUCGUUGAUGCGUUGAAUUCCGGUCCAGUUCAGUCUUCAACUCCGCCGUCAGCCUUGCCGACACAUGGAAAUGCUGAUUUUCUCUUCGGUUCGGAGAAAGUUGUACCUCCGCCGCCGGUAGUGGUGUCGAAAGUUCGAGAUCUUCCUGUCGUGGAUCCACCGAUUCGUCUUCAUGAGGCAGACGUUCCGAUUUUUGAUGAUCGUGGAAUUGGAGCAGAUCGGAUCCAGAAACAUAUACAGGAUCUACGGAGGUUGCGAAUUUCAGAAGAUCAACAACAGACUCUCUACCGGAGACAAAGUGAUGAUAACUUAACUCCAGGUUACACAGGAGAUUAUUACCUCCAGAGAACAUCAGAUAAAGUAAUUCCAACAACACUACCGGGAAGUGUACCUUCUCCGGCACCGGGAUACCAAAUUUCCGGCGGAUUCACAGCUUCUACUAUCUCACCUGAUCAACAACCGGUUUACAUGGUACCUCCUCCCCUAAACAAGUAUCACGCUCCAAUGGCUAGACCGGUGACUGGUCCAAUCGGUCACAAUCCAGGUCAUGGUCAGGGUUAUUAUGCGGUUCAGAGGAUGCCGACGGCGACUGAGGUUUACCGUGACCAGCCGGUAUACAACGCCAUGCAACCGGUACAAUCACAACCUAUAUUCCCUCCACAACAACCACCACCACCGCAGAAGUUACCUACACAUCCGGAAGGGAUUAGAAUGGUCCAGCCAACGGCGGCGAUGACCGACGCAGGGUACGGUCAAGUAGCGUAUGAUAACGGCGUCGGAAGGCAUGUCUACUAUCCUGCGCACGGGAAUUUGGUUACACAACAACAACAACAACAGUACCACCAAACAAUGGCUGCCACGUCAGCAGUAUCAAAUCAAGAUGGGAAGAUGGUUCCUCCGACGAAGAUCUCUCAAGGUUCUAUCUGA